CAGGCAUUUGGAAUGAAUAACUCCUUAUCAAGUAACAUUUUUAAUGGAACAGAUGGAAGUGAAAAUGUGACAGGAUUGGACCUUUCAGAUUUUCCAGAAUUAGCAGACUGAAAUAGAAGGGAAGGAAGUGGUAACCCAACUCCAUUAAUAAACCACUUGGCUGGAAGAGCUCCUUAUGUUGGAAUGGUAACAAAACCAGCAAAUGAGCAAUCCCAGGACUUCUCAAUACACAACGAAGAUUUUCCGGCGUUACCUGGUUCCAGUUAUAAAGAUCCAACAUCAAGUAAUGAUGACAGUAAAUCUAAUUUGAAUACAUCUGGCAAGACAACUUCAAGUACAGAUGGACCCAAAUUCCCUGGAGAUAAAAGUUCAACAAUACAAAAUAAUAACCAGCAGAAAAAAGGGAUCCAGGUGUUACCUGAUGGUCGGGUUACUAACAUUCUCCAAGGGAUGGUGACAGACCAGUUUGGAAUGAUUGGCCUGUUAACAUUUAUCAGGGCAGCAGAGACAGACCCAGGAAUGGUACAUCUUGCAUUAGGAAGUGACUUAACAACAUUAGGCCUCAAUCUGAACUCUCCUGAAAAUCUCUACCCCAAAUUUGCAUCACCCUGGGCAUCUUCACCUUGUCGACCUCAAGACAUAGACUUCCAUGUUCCAUCUGAGUACUUAACAAACAUUCACAUUAGGGAUAAGCUGGAUGCAAUAAAACUUGGUCGAUACGGAGAAGACCUUCUCUUCUAUCUCUAUUACAUGAAUGACGGAGACGUAUUUCAACUUUUAGCUGCAGUAGAGCUUUUUAGCCGUGAUUGGAGAUACCACAAAGAAGAACGAGUAUGGAUUACCAGGGCACCAGGCAUGGAGCCAACAAUGAAAACCAAUACAUAUGAGAGGGGAACAUAUUACUUCUUUGACUGUCUUAACUGGAGGAAAGUAGCUAAGGUAUAUUUUUUUCCAUGUGCAAAUGUGUAACUAUAAAUCUAGAUU
Molecule: messenger RNA, 984 nt
Organism: Balaenoptera acutorostrata (minke whale)
Lineage: Eukaryota; Metazoa; Chordata; Mammalia; Artiodactyla; Balaenopteridae
Product: CCR4-NOT transcription complex subunit 2-like
Exons: 1
Coding region: 184-969 (261 amino acids)
Biological process (GO): nuclear-transcribed mRNA poly(A) tail shortening; regulation of DNA-templated transcription; regulation of stem cell population maintenance
Cellular component (GO): CCR4-NOT core complex; P-body
Source: RefSeq, a predicted model, not a curated record